CUAUGUAUAUAUAUAUACAUAGAAAAAACACAUGUGCAUAGAAGAAGAAAGAAAACAAAAAAAAAAAAUGGCAAAUUUUGUUUUGCAGGUUCCAAUUACGUUGAGGAGUUUCACAGUGUCUGCAUCAUCCAACUCCAACGGGGCUCCUCCUGGUGGCUCUGGAAGUGGUUGUGGUGGUGGUGGGGGUCCAGUACUUCUGGAGCUUCCUCUGGAUAAGAUUAGAAGGCCUUUGAUGAGGACAAGAGCAAAUGAUCAGAAAAAAGUUGAGGAAUUAAUGGAUAGUAUUGCUGAAAUUGGUCUGCAAGUGCCUAUUGACGUCCUUGAGGUCGAUGGGGUCUACUAUGGUUUCUCUGGCUGUCACCGCUACGAGGCUCACCAGCGCCUUGGACUCCCCACCAUCCGUUGCAAAAUUCGCCGUGGUACAAAAGAGACUCUAAGGCAUCAUUUGCGCUGAAAAAUAUCUAUACUUUUAUCUCUCAAACUAGUGGUUCAGUUCCAAGUAAUGACAGAAGUCUCUUGCUUCACAUAUACAGUGAUUCCUGUCGAUAAUGUACUGUGCUAUAGUUGUAUACAUACAUACAUGAAGAUGAAAAUGUUUCCUUUUAAUGACCUAGAGGACAAUGCUCCUAAUCUAAUUUUAUUGUCCAAGUAAUAUGUUGUAUA
Messenger RNA from Lotus japonicus, 663 nucleotides. Its product is annotated as sulfiredoxin, chloroplastic/mitochondrial. Gene Ontology annotation, cellular component: cytoplasm. Gene Ontology annotation, molecular function: sulfiredoxin activity. Gene Ontology annotation, biological process: cellular response to oxidative stress. Lineage: Eukaryota; Viridiplantae; Streptophyta; Magnoliopsida; Fabales; Fabaceae. The record is from RefSeq and is a predicted model, not a curated record. The transcript is spliced from 5 exons. The coding region runs from base 32 to 454 and encodes 140 amino acids.